AUGAGCGUGCUGGCUACACCCAUCGCACAGAACAUCGACCCUGCAGCAGCUCAAGCCGAACUGGAGGCGCAGCGGCAGAAGUUGCUCUCCGGCGGAGCGGACAUCAUCAAGGCUCAGCGAGAGCUCAACCUAACCCUACAUGAGUACAAUGCUGCCCAUGGCUUUGCUUCCGUUAGCGCUCAACCUGCUAGAGUAGCGGAAAACCGGCUUAGAGGUCGCAACCUAGACCAGGAUUUGCGCUGGGAGGUUCUUGCAGGAAAGAGCACGUCGGAUCGAGUAAGAGAGUUGCUUGAUCAGAUUCAGGCACAAAAUGCUGAGCUUGCUAGAGUUACCAAAGCAGCUGUGGCGUCAAAAUCGGUUCUUGAGCCAUUGAAGAUUCGUUACCAUGGUAGCAUGAAGGACAUGCCGUAUGAUGAGCGGUACACGGAGCACAUACAACCUACCAGUCUUCUCCCGUUCAUCACGCUUGCGCUGACGAAGUUGGAGCACAAGUGGAGUUGGGGAACAACGACACUUGCCUACCUGUACCGUCAGGUGGAUUGGGAGCCAUAUGGUAGCUUUGACCAUAUUGGCUCGGCGAUGAGUGACCUCAACCCCAAGUGCUUGGAGGAGGCGGGUAUCUGGCAUGACCUGUGGGAGCAGCGGACGCACGCCAGGAUCCUGGUCUCCGACUCCGAGGCCGGCGGCAUCAUCGGCAGGGGCGGCUCCGCCGUCACCGCGCUCCAGUCCACCUCCGGGGCGCUCGUCAAGGUCUCCCGCCGCGGCCAGCUCCUCCCCGGCACCGACCGCAGGGUCCUCCUCGUCUCCGGCCUCUUCCACCAGGUCAUGGACGCCGCCGAGAUCGUCCUCCAGAAAAUCCUCUACCAGGGUGGCCAGGUGAUCGACGAGCGGGCCACCGUCGUGCUCGUGGUGCCCGACGCAUGCUGCGGCGUGCUCAUUGGCAAAGGAGGCACAAACAUCAAGUCACUGGCUGAAGCAUCAAAUGCUGGAAUUGUGAUCUCACGGCACGACAAAUACUAUGGUCUGAACGAUAGGUUGGUUACAAUCACAGGAAACUUGGACAACCAGCUGCAGGCGAUAUUCUUGAUACUUUCUGAGUUGCUGGAGGACGAUCGCUACUCACGUAUCUAUGCAGGCGCUCUCUUUCUUGGGUGUGAAGACUAUGGGCCAGAUGAGCAUGUCGAAAGAUACCACAGCAGGUUGAACACGCCCAUCAGAUCACCUGAUAACGAUGAUGAUGCCCGUGAUUCUCUCACCAUUGCUAUUGCCGACGAGCAUAUUGGUGCUGUCAUUGGUUGUGGUGGGAGCAAAAUAAGGGAGAUCAUACAGUUUACUGGCGCAUGGAUCAAGACUUCGGCGAAGGGUGAGUUCAUAGCUGGGACUACUGACAGGGAGGUGGUGAUCAGUGGGACACGGGAAGCAAUCAACACCGCUGAGGGGAUGAUCAUGCAUGUGGUCUCAGCUGCCCGUAGCCGGAGCAAUGGCGGUGGCGAGAGGCCGCCUCUCAAGCCGGAUACCACACCUCAACAACAGGAGCAGAGUACUACAAGUGACAUGCAGUGAGACAGCUUUUUUUUGGCGCUCCUAGAAAGAGUAAGUACGAUUUGGGAGGAGAAGGCAUGGUGCACUUAGGAUUUACUCACUGAUGGAUAGUUUUUGUUCGUCGACGUUAUUGGUUCUAUGUUUGGUGGCCUGGUACUGGUAUGUACUGAUAAGCUCUGAUGUUUGUUCUGUGGCUGCGAAGUAAGAAAUGAUCAAAUCCUUUGGAGUAAGAAGUUACUAGUGGUAAUAUCUUAAUCUA
Molecule: messenger RNA, 1801 nt
Organism: Lolium rigidum
Lineage: Eukaryota; Viridiplantae; Streptophyta; Magnoliopsida; Poales; Poaceae
Product: protein BTR1-like
Exons: 12
Coding region: 1-1563 (520 amino acids)
Biological process (GO): regulation of gene expression
Cellular component (GO): cytosol; cytoplasm
Molecular function (GO): mRNA binding
Source: RefSeq, a predicted model, not a curated record